Messenger RNA from Haemonchus placei, 183 nucleotides. The record is from the annotation of a GenBank genome assembly. Lineage: Eukaryota; Metazoa; Nematoda; Chromadorea; Rhabditida; Trichostrongylidae.
AUACUGAAUUCUGCUAUUUUCGAAUACCGUCAGAAAAAUCGGGACAUUGCCAGAGAAGCCCUCACUCACUUUAAGACAAUAUCGAGCACGGGUGGCUGCAGAAAGGAUCUACUCUCUAAAGCUGAUCAACUGGACGAUGCACUGCUGUCCUUGCCGCAUUCGAGUGAUCAACAAUCCGCUUAA